AUAUAUAGAUGUAUAUAUAUUAUUAGCACUAACAUCAUGAACACGAGAAUCUGUAUAUGUAUAUAUAAAUGUAAUUGUAGUUGCAUUACAAUAAUAUGUAUAUGUAUUUUCUUUUAAAUAAUGCACGGUAUGUAUAUAUAAUUAUGAGCCCAUAAAUAUGAAUAUGGAUAUAAUAUAUAUACAUAUAUCUAACUAACAAUAAUAGUUGUAUUACAAUAUUAGGAGAUUGAUGUGGCCAAGCACUUAGGGCUAGGAAAGGUACCCACAGUGUCCAUAUAUAAAUAUCAACCCCUUGGAAGGGCAUAGAGGCAACCCAAACAAUACUAACUCUCUAUCUCUCUCUUUGAUCUCCAUUAUCUAAUUUUCUUUUUAUUUUAUUUUUCCCAAAUAAUCUCAUAGUGUCGACAUGUCUCUCCAGCAGAAGAAUCAUGAAGAAGAAAAUGUUAUUAUUAAUAAUUUAGUAACUAAAAUAUGUGAUUUGUACUCACAAAUCUCAAACCUCGAGAGUCUAAAGCCUUCAAAAGAUGUCGAUACUCUCUUCACUGAAUUAGUCCACACAUGUAUACCAUCUUGCCCAAAAUUUGACAUUGACCACCUCCCCAAGAGGGUUCAAAACAUAAGGUCUAACCUUAUUAGGCUUUGUGGUGAGGCAGAGGGACUUUUGGAGUCUCAUUUCUCAACCAUCUUAGCCUCAUACAAAAACCCACUAAACAAUCUCAAAGUCUUCCCUUACUAUAACAAUUACCUAAAGCUUGGUCAUCUCGAGUACCAAAUUCUAAGCCAACAUUUAAACAACAAACAACCUAAAAAAAUUGCUUUCGUGGGUUCUGGUCCCCUGCCUCUCACGUCCAUUGUACUGGCCUCAAAUCACCUCACAAAAACCACAUUCCAUAACUACGACAUCGAUGUUUCAGCCAAUUCCAAGGCGAGUGCCUUAAUGGUUAACGAUGAUGAUCUGUCCACACGGAUGGUGUUCAAAAGCACUGAUGUCAUGGAUGUUACUAGUGAGCUGAGCCAAUACGAUGUCGUUUUCUUGGCUGCUCUUGUUGGUUUGGACAAGAAGGACAAAGUUAAAGUGAUUGAGCAUUUGGGCAAGUAUAUGGCUCCAGGCUCACUUCUUAUGCUUAGGAGUGCUCAUGGGGCUAGAGUUUUCUUGUACCCAGUUAUUGAUACAGAUUGUGAUCUACAAGGCUUUGAGGUUCUUUCUGUGUUUCAUCCCACUGAUGAAAUUAUUAACUCUGUUGUUAUAGCACGAAAGCACUAUUCUCAUAAUCCAAAGGUGUUGCAAAUGCCAAGUGUCAACUCCUCCUCCUCCUCAUUGAUUGCCCCAUUCAAUUGUAAUUGUCGCAUGAUGAUAGUACAUCCCAAUAACUGCUCUCAUGAGAUUGAAGCUUUCAAUCCUCUCAAUAUUCAUGGCAACAUGUUUGAGGACAAACGUUCGUGAAUUACUUCUACUACGUACUCAUCAUGAUGAUGAUGAUGAUCAAUUAAUGUUUCUCAAUCAGCGUAAGGUUUCAUAUCAUCAAUUAUCGUUUGUUUUUUCUGUUAUUAUUUUACAUAAAAUUACUGUGUUCCUCUCUUAUAUAUACAUAUGUGUUGGGAUCAUGCAUAUCAAACAUACAUAUUUACUUGGUAUACGUCGUACAAUAUAUAACUAAUAAUUAUGUGUUGUCCUAUUUUGUAUAUACAUCAAAAUAUGGUGACAUGUAAUUUAAAAAAAGGGGUUCAGUAUAUCUUGUGUCUAUAUAUGUAUAUGUGUCUGUACAUGUACUUUUUUUUUAAUAAUUUGCUCAUUUCAUGGGCAACGUGUGUUAUGCUUUCUUUAAUUAAUAUUUUCUUUCUUUUUUGUACUAGUUCUUUCAAGUUUAAUUUUGUGUAAAAUUUCUAAAUAUUAAUAAAGUGAAAUACUCUUUCAAAAAUUUGAUUGUGGCGUCUAUUAACAAUUUAAAAGAUAGUGAAUGCAAGACUAUAUCUCUCUUUCUCUCUCUCUCAUCAGAGUUAAUUAAUUUCACGUAAUGAUACAUACCCCGGUUAAU
This is a messenger RNA of Cannabis sativa, 2036 nucleotides long. RefSeq names its product nicotianamine synthase-like. Bases 407 to 1444 code for a protein of 345 amino acids. The transcript has a single exon. Gene Ontology annotation, biological process: nicotianamine biosynthetic process. Gene Ontology annotation, molecular function: nicotianamine synthase activity. The record is from RefSeq and is a predicted model, not a curated record. NCBI's taxonomy places the organism in Eukaryota, Viridiplantae, Streptophyta, Magnoliopsida, Rosales, Cannabaceae.